AUGACUCACUGCCCCAUUGCUAAAACUAAUCGUGAGGUUGUGCCUGUUGUGAGUGCCUUCUCAGGUGAGGCUAAGUGUGGUUCCAAACCACCUUCACGCGUUCCGUGCUGUUGCUUAGAUUAUUGCACGUGCCGGUUUCCUAGGAGACAGUCUAACCACAACAAGUAUUACCAUAACUUCAUUCAAGCACCCUCUUCCCGUAGUUAUCAUUUUAAAGAUAGACAAUCUCUUAACAAGCGAUGUUUGUACUGCCUACCAGAACAAAAAUUAAUCCAUGACGAUGAGAUAGCAAACCGUCAGCAACGUUGCCGAGCCACACGAUCGGCUUUGUUGAAGAAAAGAAGGAGUUUAAAGGAUAAAACAUUACUUUCGCCAUAUGUUAAUUCGUACCGCAGAAACGCCGCAGAGCUGCUUCGCAUUUUAACAAAUAAGUUUCACCAACGCGAGCUAGAUCUUGAAUACGAAAAACGUUUGAAGGAGCUUCGAGAAGAGCUCAAGUCACGGGUGAAAGGGCGGGUGCAGAGGAAUAAGUUAGAUCGCCUACAGGACAUGUAUGAUAGCAAUACUCAAACCGACAAACUAAUUUCGGACACCUGUAAACAGUUUCCACCGCCUUGUUCACGAUGCAAUCCAAGGGGCUGUGAGUCUACGUUUCCGAAACAGGAGUCUUUAAGGAGUUGGCGUGAGCCACCAUGUCAUUCACCCCGUCUUAGGCCUCGUGUUCCCCAUUCGGAUCGCAAACAGGGGGUAUCCCCUCCUAUGGUUCAAUGCAUCACUUGUGAACAUAUGGAGCCACCACCGCGGAAAUUGAACGCUGACACCGCACAUUAUUCAGCCAAAUCUCACUUAACAAAGAAAUCUUUACAAAACCAGGAAAGGAGCCCGUCAGUUCCUCUUCAGAGCGGUAAGACGCCCUCUCCGGGACGCCAGGGCGGCGCCCUUGCUGAGGCUCACUCUCCAAGAGAUAAUAAAGGAAAUUGUUGUCCCUCUUGUGGACACCCCCUCACAUGGGCCUCUGCCACGGAAGUUGUUUCAAUGCUGGUAAGAGGAAAGUUCAAUGAUUUUUUCCAUUGUAAUAGUUGUGGACUCGUGGCUGGAAAGCCAUAUCCACGGGUAAACAACGCAGCAGGUCAUCACCCUAUCAUGGGCUCAUCUAUCCGCCGCUCACGCAGCAUGUCAUCAACCUAUUUAAGGUCACCAUUCUACGGUCGUAGGGUGCUUAUCACUGACGAUAGCUACCUUCAUUAUCGGUCCAAAUUAUUCUCGGAAUGGGAGAAAUCCGGUGCUAUUGAACGAGUAUCGUCUACAAAACGCAGCCUGAGCGCGUCGCUGCCUGAUCGCACACAGAAAUGGAGGACACUUCCAUCAUGGCCAAUCGUAGUGCGGUAG
Phytomonas sp. Hart1 is the source of this 1389-nucleotide messenger RNA. Lineage: Eukaryota; Euglenozoa; Kinetoplastea; Trypanosomatida; Trypanosomatidae. The record is from the annotation of a GenBank genome assembly.